Fomitopsis serialis is the source of this 1377-nucleotide messenger RNA. RefSeq lists its product as uncharacterized. Lineage: Eukaryota; Fungi; Basidiomycota; Agaricomycetes; Polyporales; Fomitopsidaceae. The record is from RefSeq and is a predicted model, not a curated record. The transcript has 4 exons. The coding region runs from base 46 to 1293 and encodes 415 amino acids.
GCGAACGCACCCAUCGACGAUAUACAACGCUGUCCAAGCACUGGAAUGCCAUCAGCACCAACUCAACUGCCGCUCGAGUUGUGCGAAGCUGUCAUCGACUGUCUUCACGACAACAGAGGUUGUCUCAGGAUCUGCUCCCUGAUCUGCCGUUCGUGGUCUCCGCGCGCACGUCGCCACCUGUUCCGCAAAGUACAGCUCUUACGGAGAAGACAAGGCCUGCGUUUCCUGGCGGCUCUAGAAUCAUCCUGGGAGGCAGGGACGAGAAUCGGUGAAUACGUCCUCGACUUGGAGCUCCCUCGUAUGGGAUUGACGGGGAAGCAUCGCGAUUUGCUACUGCGAUGCGCUCUCCUUGUAGAGAUCUCACGUCACCUGCCGAACCUCGAGUGUCUGCGGAUGUACGACUUCGACUGGAACGGACUGAUCUUCUUGAUGGAGUCCGCUGGACUCGUCGACUCAGCAUCGGAGAUCCCGGACAGGUCUAGGACGGCGAAUGCACCAGCUACCGAGUCGGAAUCGGCUUCCGCAUCGUCGCCUUCAAUGCUCUUCCCGCGAUUGACCUCGCUGCGCAUCUCCAGCUCUGCGUCUUCCCUCAUCGCGUCCGGCGAAGCAGUCGUACAAUUCUUCAAGUCGUUCCCAGAACUGAACGCUCUCGACAUCGCGUUCAUGCCCACUCUUGAGGCUUCGCGAUCCGUGCAUCCUCCGGAUCGCAUCAUCGCGCGUGAUAGCGGAGGAGCACCGUGCGUCCGCCUUCGUGAGCUGAGGUUGGAUACGAGCACGUGGGCUGCGUCGCCCGCGCUGGACUGGCUGUCUCGUCCCUCGGUCGAAUUAGACCUCCACAAACUCGACAUCGACCUUUUCCACACCUGGGGGGCGACGUCGCGUCUGGCGGAGCUCCUCGGUGGGAGGGAGUGCGCCAUGUUGGAGCAUCUUGCCUUUUCUCUGUCAGAUGUAAGAGUCCUCCCGCUGCUCGACCUCUCAAAGUACAGGUUUCUGCGCUCCCUCCACAUGCGCUCAUACUACCACUUCAAGUACAUAGCUCAGGUGUUCCGUGAUAUGCAUGAAGAGGAUGCGGGAGAUCCAGUGGAUUGGGAAGCAUUGAACCAUGCACUCGUUUCUCUCUCUCGACGAUGUCCAGGAUUGUCGAUCACUUUUGACUGCAGGUUCGACCUCGUGCCUCCGGCGGAUAACUUCAUACGCUACACAGUGCGGUGGAUGAAGGACAGACUGGCUCCAACUUUGGCUGCGCGGCAUCUAGAUGCCAAAUUAGUUGUAAAUGGAGUACGUUAUCAUUGAUCGCGCACCUCGGAGGAAUUCGAACUUGAAGAACGUGUAUGACCAUGUAAUACGGGAUGGCUGUGGCGUUUAUUUCGCACAAAC